Molecule: messenger RNA, 9231 nt
Organism: Chelonia mydas (Green sea turtle)
Lineage: Eukaryota; Metazoa; Chordata; Testudines; Cheloniidae
Gene: DGCR8
Product: DGCR8 microprocessor complex subunit
Exons: 15
Coding region: 2993-5314 (773 amino acids)
Biological process (GO): primary miRNA processing
Cellular component (GO): microprocessor complex
Molecular function (GO): double-stranded RNA binding; primary miRNA binding; identical protein binding
Source: RefSeq, a predicted model, not a curated record
AGCAGGCGUUUCAAGAUGGUGGCGCCUGGGCGGGGGAGGCGGCUCCUGUGAGGAGGCGGCGGCCGAGGCACUCCCCCCCUCCCCCCCACUCCCCCGGCCCGGGAAAGAGGAGCGGCGGGGACACGCGGAAUGGCCCAGAAACCCAAUGGGGCCCUCAGGCCAAAAAGUUUGCCUGCCUCUGAUCUAAGGGAUUGCAUUAAUGUUUUUGGCCACAACAUCUCAGUGGGAACUCAUGUUCAGGUGAUUAUUCAUCAUGACCCCUAAGUCUUUUUCAGAGUCACUGCUUCCCAUGGUAGUCCCCCUUAAGUAUUCCUUUUUGUUUCUAAUCUAAUUAAACAAAAAAAAGCCUACCCUUUAACUCUGCUGUCCAUAGAUUUCUGCUUGUGUCCUUUGGUUUCAGUUAACAAUUUUCUGCAGUUCCUAGCUUCUGAUUUAUAUUAAUUACUCUCAGCUUCCCCUUUCUUCUAUUUGUUCAUUCACACAUACCUAUAUUUAUAUAGGUAUAGGUAUGUGUAUAUAUAUUUAGUAGCCAGGUUGGAUUUUUAACCAUGCGGUCUUCUUUCUCACUUGUGGGAUUAUGGCUAUUUGGGCUUCUAACAAAAUGUUCUUAAACAGUUCCCAAUUAAACUUUUUUCUCUUUAAAUUCUUUCUUCCAACUGAUUUGGCUCAUAACUUUCAGCUUUGUGAAAUUGGCCCUUUUAAAGCAUUAACUAUGUUACUGAUUUGUAUUUGUUUUCUGUUUGCAUAUAUUAAAUGUGAUCAAAUCGUGAUCACAUUUGUACCUUAGUCUACCACUGAUUUUUAGCUUUGUGCUCAGUUCCUUUUUGUGAAGUUGAGGUCUUUUAUCAAAUUCUCCCGUGUUGGAUACAAUGCUUUUUGAGUUAGGAAGUUGUCUUCUAUAAUAUUGAAAAGUUCUGAGGAUGUUUUAGUACUGGGAGCAUGAGACCUCCAGCAUAUGUCACUCGGAUUGAAGUCCCUGAUGAUCACACACUUAAACGUUCUAUAUAGGUGCUCAUCUUGUUGCCUAGUUUGAUUUGGCAGUCAGUAGCUGACCCCAUCUAAUAUCCCGUUAUGUGAUUAAGUGUUAGGACGUUGAUCUGUAAGCAUUCAGCAUUGUUUUCUUUUGAGUUGUUAGUGACUUGGAAACAGGUACAGGAACUCCUCACUUAAAGCUAUCCUGGUCAACAUUGUUACAAUUUUGCUCGUUUAAAGUUGUGCAAUGCUCCCUUCUAAUGUCGUUUGGCAGCCGCCUGUUUUGUCCACUGCUUAUAGGAAGAGCAGCCCAUUGCAGCUAGCCGGUGGGUGGUUAGAACCGGAGUGGACUGGCAGCCCCCCAUCAGCUCCCUGCUCCCCUAAAUUCCCUGUGCAGCAGCUGCUCAGCAGGCUAUCAAUUGCCGGAAUUCAGCUGUCCCUCCCCCCACUGCCAUGUGCUGCUCCUGCCCUCUGCCUUGGAGCUGCUCCCCGAGACUCCUGCUUGCUGUGUGGGCAGGAGGGGAAGAAGAGGGGGGCUAAUGUCACGGUGUCCCCCUGCUCCUGCACCCUGCUUACCCCAUCUUCCAUAGAGCAGGGGGGACACACGGAGGGAGGGAGCCGCUGCCUUAGGCAGCAGCUGCAGUCUGGUCUCAGCUUGCUGAUCUAAUUAACAAGGCAGUGUACUUCUGACCCCACUCUUCAUACUUAAAGGGGAAAUGCGCAUCUCUAUCUCUCAAACACACAGGGUGUGUGUCUCUGUCUGCCCUCCCACCUUUCCUGUUGCCUUGUAGAGUGUGAGAGUUAACCCUUGAGGGCUCAGCCAAUUGCUAUUUCAUCAUUUAGCAGUAAGGCAUUCCCUGGGAAAUAUCCCACCCUCUGACUCCUCCACCUCAACCAAGCUUCACAAUCAUCAUCACUGUGUACCAGUAUUACAUUGUUUGUUUAAAACUUGUACUGUGUGUGUAUACUGUCUGGUGAAAAAAAUUUCCCUGUAACCUAACUCCCUCAUUUACAUUAAGUCUUAUGGGGAAAUUGGAUUCGCUUAACAUCGUUUCGCUUAAAGUCGCAUUUUUCAGGAACAUAACUACAACGUUAAGUGAGGAGUUUCUGUAAUGUAAUUUUUGACUGUCACUCCUCUUUUCCUUUACCCGUGAUUUGAUCCUUCCUAAUUAGAUUAUAACAGUUGAUUUUAACAUUCAAAUCAUGCUUUGUUCUUCUUUCGUUCAUCGGGACUUCAGCCUGGUGCUUCACAUUUCACAGUUGCUUUGACUCAAAACUGCCUUUUUUGUGGCCUAGCCAAGCUUCAAUUCUUUCUUGUUUUUUUAUCUUUCAUCUAUCUCUACAUGGGUAGGCUUGGCAUGUUGUAAUCCAUUACUUUUUGAAUGCUUUAAUUACCUGUCCUGUCUGUUUUGUAGCUUGGAUCCUGUUGUUGAAAUUCACUUAGCUGGGUUGGCAUAGAGAUACAUUAGAGAAUUAUAAUUGGCUUCUCUAAGUCCCCCUAUGGUAACCCAGACAUCUUGCCCUUGCUUCUUCAUGUGUGGUGGUACUACUGACAAAGACUUCUGAAAUGUUUGGGUACAAUUUCUCUACUGCCCGGCAAGUUUUUGAAUAGAGCAGACUCAGCCAGCUGACUCUCGUAGGGGGAGUAACAUCACUUUAUUUCCUGCUGGUAGGAGGACUUACACCCACUGUAUGGGGUGGCACAAAGGGACUUGGCGAAACCAAAUUAGCAGGUUGAAAGAAGAAAAGGAGACCUGCUUGCCCAAUGAAGAUGCACUCUACUUAGUCUUCAGCUAUUUAAGCUGAAUGCAUUGUGAUUUCCAAUAAUUGAGACAGUGAUUCUGAAAGCUGUCUACAUUAAUGAAAAGAACAAUGUAGUCAGCUUAACUGAACCAUCAGUGUUGCAUAUUGAAUAGAACAUGAUAAACCUAUCUUGAUGGACUUGUGCAUGUUAGGAAUAUAGAUUAUAUACGUUUAUUUAAAGCCUUGUUUUUUAAAACAGUAGUUUUACAGUUUAAAUAUGGAGAAAACUGAAAAUGCACCUCCCCUCCCCAAAGAACCUGCAAGAGAAAUGAAUGUGGAGAACCAGACUUGUCCCCCACCUCUGCCGCCUAAUGAACAGCCUCCACCACCUCCCCUGCAAACGUCCAGUGACGCAGAGGUAAUGGACGUUGGCUCUGGUGGUGAUGGACAGUCAGAUACCCCUGCUGGGGACGCGCACACUGUCUGCAGAACACAGCUUCUGACAAAGGGAUCUGCUUGCUACAAAACUCGUCUUAUAAUAGACCCUAACAAUAGUGACCAAAGUCCAAGAACUGCUCGUCAUGCACCUUCAGUUCGAAAGUUCACCCCUGAUCUUAAGUUACUUAAAGAUGUAAAAAUUAGUGUCAGCUUUACAGAAAGCUGCAAAAGCAAAGACAGAAAAGUUCUGUACACUGGAGCUGAGCAAGAUUAUAAGCCAGAUACAGAUUUUAGUAUUAAUAAUGUCAAUGGGGAUUUGUAUGUUUGUCCUUUUGGUGGUAGUAAUGGUAAAACUGUAGGUGUAGGGGGUGAAAAUGAUGACAAGAAGGAUGAUGAAAAUGAUAUUGAUCAGGAAAAGAGAGUGGAAUAUGCAGUUCUGGAUGAGUUAGAAGAUUUUACUGACAAUUUGAUGGAAAUUGAUGAAGGAGGAGGGUUCACAUCUAAAGCAAUCGUUCAAAGAGAUAAAGUGGAUGAAGAAACCUUGAAUUACUCUUAUGAGGAUGAUUUUGAUAAUGAUGUGGAUGCUCUGCUGGAAGAGGGCCUUCGAGCUCCCAAAAAGAGGAGAAUAGAUGAGAAAUAUGGAGGUGAGAGUGACCACCCAUCUGAUGGAGAGACAAGCGUGCAGCCAAUGAUGACCAAAAUAAAAACUGUUCUUAAAAGUCGUGGCCGUCCUCCUACGGAACCAUUGCCUGAUGGAUGGAUCAUGACAUUCCAUAACUCAGGCAUUCCUGUAUAUCUGCACAGAGAAUCCAGAGUUGUUACCUGGUCCAGACCUUAUUUCUUGGGAACAGGAAGCAUAAGGAAACAUGAUCCUCCCUUGAGUAGCAUUCCCUGUCUGCAUUACAAGAAAAUGAAGGACAAUGAGGAAAGGGAACAAAACAAUGACAUAACCCCAAAUGGGGAAGUAUCGCCUAUAAAGCACAUAGACAAGUCUUCAGACCUGGACUGCCAAACAGAGGAGCCAGAUUCGACUGCUGCUGAUUCUGGGCCUUUAGAUGAGAGAGAGCCUUCAGGGGGUGAUGCAGCACCAGGAGCCUUAGGACAAGUUAAGGCCAAAGUUGAAGUGUGUAAAGAUGAAUCUGUAGACCUUGAGGAUUUUAGACACUACCUUGAAAAGCGUUUUGAUUUUGAACAAGUUACCGUAAAAAAAUUCAGAACCUGGGCUGAGAGACGACAGUUCAACCGUGAAAUGAAGCGGAAGCAGGCGGAGUCUGAGCGGCCUAUUCUGCCAGCCAAUCAGAAACUCAUUACCUUGUCUGUGCAAGAUGCACCUACAAAGAAAGAGUUUGUUAUUAAUCCCAAUGGGAAGUCUGAAGUUUGCAUACUGCAUGAAUAUAUGCAACGAGUCCUAAAGGUCCGCCCUGUUUACAAUUUCUUUGAAUGUGAGAACCCAAGUGAGCCUUUUGGAGCCUCAGUGAUUAUUGAUGGAGUGACUUAUGGGGCAGGAACUGCAAGCAGCAAAAAACUCGCCAAGAAUAAAGCUGCCCGAGCUACACUGGAAAUCCUCAUUCCUGACUUUGUUAAACAGACCUCUGAGGAAAAGCCCAAAGACAGUGAAGAACUUGAGUAUUUUAACCAUAUCAGUAUUGAGGACUCACGGGUAUAUGAACUGACCAGUAAAGCUGGACUGUUGUCUCCAUAUCAGAUUCUCCAUGAGUGCCUUAAAAGAAACCAUGGAAUGGGUGACACAUCUAUCAAGUUUGAAGUGAUUCCUGGUAAAAAUCAGAAGAGUGAAUAUGUCAUGACUUGUGGCAAGCACACAGUGCGAGGCUGGUGUAAGAACAAGAGAGUUGGGAAACAACUAGCUUCUCAGAAAAUCCUACAGCUACUGCACCCGCAUGUGAAAAACUGGGGCUCUUUAUUGCGUAUGUAUGGUAGAGAGAAUAGCAAGAUGGUCAAACAGGAAACCUCUGAUAAAAGUGUGAUAGAACUUCAGCAGUAUGCCAAAAAGAACAAGCCAAAUCUACACAUCCUGAACAAGUUACAGGAAGAAAUGAAAAAGUUGGCACAAGAAAGGGAGGAAACUCGAAAGAAACCCAAGAUGACAAUAGUAGAAUCAGCUCAGCCUGGUAGUGAACCUCUGUGUACUGUUGAUGUGUGACCAGAAAACUUACAAGCGGGGAGCAAUAACAAAUGGAGAAACUACUUUCAACAAUUAUUUAAGAAUCUAUUUGCUGCAGAAUGCAAGAUAACUUUACAAUCCUGGCUGCUUCAGUUAUGCAUUGUUCUUUUGCAUCAUCAGGGCAAUAUUACUUUUUUUUUUACCUCCUGAGAUAUGUAUGUUUAAAUGAUUGAUCAUAAAGAUCUCUACUUGGGCAAAUGCACAGAAGAUAUAGGCAUGUUCACACAGGAUACAUUUAAGGAAGCACUUUUUCCUUGAAAGUCAUCCAUGUUGUCUUGAAUGGAUGUGUUUUAAGGAUCAAAUUCAGAAAAUCUAUGUACAGGUUGAAGCUGAUAUAUUAUAUAUAAAUUUUUAUAUAUACAUACUCUUGUAUGAACAUGCCUAAAAUUAUUUUUGUGAAAAGUUUUGUUGCAUUUCAGCACAUAAUAAUAUGCACUGAUAAGACACUUUGACAGAUACAUGGAAAAAGUGAUGAGCGAUGUUCCUAAUGUCAUAGGAUUAGGCCAGUCAUGCCGUUUUUAUUUUGUGUACUGCCAGGCUAAGGUUGGUUUGCUUUUAAUUUUUUUUGAGAUCACAGUAUGCAGGUUUGUUUGUUUUGGUUUUUUUUUUGUUUUGAUUUUUUUUCUACUUGAAAAGAACAAGUGUACCUGGUAGUGUUAAGAGCAACAAGCUGGAUAUCCCAAAUUGUUGGGCUUUAUUUUAAAGGAAAAGUUAUGAUUGUUUACAAACCAAUUGGAAGGGAAAAUAUUUGGCCCUCUAUUUCAGUGUUUCCCAACCAGUGUGUCGUGGAAUUUUUUUUUUUAAAUUAUAUGUGAGAACGGGGGAGGGGGGAAACUGCCUUUUGAUUGGCAGUAUGCCUCAUUGUCCCACCUCCUCCAAGGGUGGAACAACCAAUCAGAACUCAAUCUCCUGCUCCUUCCCUCCUGCUGCUGCUUAGCUGGGGGCAGCGGGAAGAGUCCCUGGAGCUCGAGAUGUGCCAUGGCAGAGAAAAGGUUGGGAAUCACGGCAAUUUGAUAUAAACUGCAAGUAACUUAGCCACUCGAGAGGCUAUCUGCAGAGCUUGAAGGAGAAAUAUAACUGAAGACUCUUGAUGGGUAUUCUGAAAUCUAUUGCCAGUGCAUUGUUUAAAGAAGCUCCACCCUUACUCCCCUGUAAUAGAGUAAUUUUAAUUUGUUUGGUGUCUGGCCACGUUACUUGUUUAGUUAAGUCUUAGAUAACUUGCUUCAUUAAAUGAAAGAUUUUUGAAACAAUUUCUCCUUGUGGCCUGGCCUUUGGAAAUGCUAAACUAACUGAUCGCAGCUGUCUUACAUUUUAAAAAAAAAAAAAAGUUGUUACUGGCUUUUUACUUACAUUUUUCUUCAAAUACUAAAAAACUUAAUUUCUGCAAUGGAAAUUAGAACGUAGAUUUGGGAUACAACGUAGAAAAAAGACUAGAAUAAGACCGUAAUAGAGUGUACUGAUUAAGAUGAAAAAGGACAUGAAUAUGCAAGCAUUUUUGAAAUACAAUCUUAGAAAACGGGCAGUACUUACUGUAUCUGCUGAGGCUUUAAUAAGUUAUGCACAGAAGAAAUAUUUUGGUUGUAGUGAAAGCACUGCUUUUCCCCUUUAGUUAGGGUUUUUACCUUAUUGGCUAAUGCAGUAAAUUCCUCAGAUUUGAAGGGGGAACCCUUUAGUGCUUGAGAAGGGGGAAAACGGCAAGAAGCCAGUUUGGUGGUAGGGGUCCAAUGACUUAUCCAAGAGUUGAUAUUAGUACUGCUAUAUUGUAUGCUCCCUGAAUCAUUGGUGGGACAGAGAGAUACAGUUCUUAAUCCUUAUAAAUGCUGCAGGUCUGGUACUUGUCCAGACAGUUGUCAUGUCUGAAAUCUGAGUACAGCAUACUGCAGUAUAUUGACUGAUCGUGCCAACUGGAUUUUAACACCUCUACUAUCAGCCCUGCUAUUUUGGAAAUUAGAAAACUUAAAUUUUUGAUCCCAAGCUAAAGUUCUGUAAUUUAUUGCUUCUGAUAUUUGAGAUCAGUCUCAUCUGUUUCUGUAUUUGCAUUGUUAUAAGUGAUAUGCUCAGAGGUGUCUGCAAAUAAGAACUCACCCAAUCUUCAUUAUCGUAUUCAGCUUUUGAGUUCUGUGAGUUGUAAUCCUGUUUUCAGUACAGAAGGAUAGGUGGAGGAUGAGACGUUAUUCUUAAAAGUGACCGAUCUAAAAAGUACUGCCUCUGCUUCUUUUCUUUUAAUAUAGCUUUAAUCUCCAUCUUUUGAAAGAUGUGUAACAUUGGUGCAGUACUUACAAGCAGUAGUUGCUGCUUCUCUCUGAUUUUGAUGAAGACAGGGCUUAUAUCUUUGCCUAAAUAUAUUACUGUGUAAGUAGGUGGUGUUUCAGUUUGUGUGUUUUCUAGCAAAAAAAAUCUGUCCUUGGACAAUACUGUAAAAGACAAAUCACCCCUGUGGAUCUUUUGUCCAAAAUCAGAAUGUCAAUAUUUUGCAGGCCACCUGCAGAUUAUCCAUAGAUGCCUCAUUUAGGAAUUUAUUUGUAUUAUGUUCUAAGAGGAUUGCUGUAUUGAGCAUUUUUGCUUUAGUCUUACCUCAAUCUGCCACUAUCUGAAUCGUAAGGUGACCAUUGCCCUUAAAUAAAGCAUCUAGAUAUUUCAUUGUGAACCAAAGCCUCUCACAUAUUAUGCAUUCUUUAAAAGGAUGGUAUUUAGACCUUGCUGCAGCCUUUAACUGGAGAGUUGUCCAGAAAAUAAAGCGCAAUAACUGCUGGAACAAACAACUUAACUGCUGUUUAUUGUCAUUGUGAAGUAUUCUUGUGUUUUAAUGUUUACUAUUGUUUGGAGUGUAACAGUCUUGCAUUUGCACAUAAGCACGAGCUGCUGUGAUAGAGGAUAGGUCAUUGCAUUAAUUUCUGCUUCUGCAUGAACACUAAGGUGUGAUUCAAGAUGUACCCUAAAUUUGUCUUGUAACUCGUGUUUUUUAGGUAACCAGCUGUAAAGGUUUAGAUCUUGAUUGUAUGAAUGCAUAAAGCAAAACUACUGCUUUUGUCACUGAUCUUUGUUCUUUAUCCUCCCCCUUAUCCUAGGAAAGGUGGUUAUAUUUAUGGGGAUGGAAUGUAUUAAUAAGAACUGUUCCAUCCUUUGGGAAUUAGACCUAUUCUGCUUUGCAUAUCAUGUGCUUCUCGACAGAAGUGUGGUGUAUUGACUUUAAGGGUUAAAUUAGCGUGCAUUCAAAUCUUUAUGGUACUGAAUGAAAAAUUACUGUGACUUCCAGUGAAAUAGUCAGAGGCUACCUAUUUAAACACAAGUCAUUCAGCUUUAAAUAUUUAUUAAGCAAGAGAUAUAGUUGGGUUCCCAGAUGCUUGAAAUGGCUCUAUUAAGCUUAAAAACUCUUGCUGUUGUAUGUAAACUCCCACUUUCCUAUGACACUGUUAGGCUUUACAUACAAUGCACACUUGUAACAUCUAAGUAUUCUUUCUUUAAAAGCUUGAUUACAUCUUACACAAGCACUAUAUUUUGGUUCUGGGGCAAAGUUCACAAAGGUAAUUGCCUUGUCAAACUUCCUGGGGGAAGAAUUUUAGAUUAAGUAUCAGAAAAGUGCAAGAACUAAUGCCAUUCUCAUCAAAAUAAAAGGUGAACAGUAUUCUGAUGUGUAUUUGAGAAGGGAAAAGUGAAUAAUGCAUUCUUAUGUGCCCAAGUAGAUAACAAUGGUUGCUGUAUGAACUGUAGAGUGCAGUUGCUUGAUGCCAGUGCUAAAUUGGUACAACUAUAAAGCCUCAUUCUCACUGAACCUCUGCUUUGCUUUUUUUCCUGCACAAUCAUAUAAGCCUUUGUGUUUGGUCUUUGAGUACUACAUGUGUAUUUUUUCAGACAAUUAGUUUUAAGCAAUAAAGUUUGAUAUUACAUUAUAAAAA